CGCUAGUCCUAUACGCAUGCACAUUGUUCAUGCCACAUGGCGGCGUAGGAAGAACAAGCUUUUCGACUGUAAUUUCUACAAUAUUUCCAACCUGGAUUACUUUACACCUCUUAGUGUACACCAGUAAUAUAUUCAGCAGUUAUUGUUUGAAGAAAAUCCACCACCAUGCCGCUAUCGUGUCGGUUUUACUCGCAAAAAUAUCCGGAGCCCGAGGAUGUUGUUAUGGUCAACGUUCGGCAGAUCGCCGAAAUGGGAGCCUAUGUCUACCUGCUGGAAUACAACAACAUUGAGGGCAUGAUUCUGCUGUCUGAGUUGUCUCGUCGUAGAAUUCGAUCCAUCAACAAACUCAUCAGGGUGGGGAGGAGUGAAUGUGUGGUGGUGAUCCGUGUAGAUAAAGACAAGGGUUAUAUUGACUUGUCAAAACGACGUGUAUCUCCAGAAGAUAUAACAAAGUGUGAAGAGAAGUUUGCAAAAGGCAAAGCUGUUAACAGCAUACUUCGGCACGUUGCUGAAACGCUCAAAUAUGAAACAGAUGAACAGUUAGAAGAACUAUACAAGAAGACUGCGUGGUAUUUUGACGAGAAGCACAAAAAGCAGGCCAGCUCGUAUGACGUUUUCAAACUGUCUGUAACUGACCCGGCUGUGUUGGAUGAGUGCAACUUGGACCCGAACACAAAAGAUGUCCUUCUCACAAAUAUCAAGCAUCGUCUCACGCCUCAAGCAGUUAAAAUACGUGCAGACAUUGAGGUCUUCUGCUACGAGUACGAGGGCAUCGACGCCGUCAAGAACGCUCUCAAGAAGGGCAUAGCACUUUCCACGGAGGACAUGCCGAUCAAGAUCAACCUGAUUGCGCCACCACUUUACGUCAUGACGACGACCACUAUGGAGAGGACAGAAGGUCUGGCUGCACUGAAUCUUGCCAUUGACAAGAUCAGGGAAACCAUCAAGGAGGCAGGAGGGGCGUUCAACGUUAAAAACGCGCCGAAGGUGGUAACUGAAACGGACGAGAUCGAGCUGGCGAAGCAGUUAGAUCGUCUCGAACAAGAAAACGCGGAGGUCGACGGCGACGACGACGAGGAAGACGCGGAUGCCGGAUCUGGAACAGAGUCUGCAGGGGGAGACGGGGAUGUGGACGUUGUCAUGGAGGAUGCCUAACUGGUUGCUCAGAUCAGACGUGGGCACAGCUGACCCUGGUUUGGGUAAUAAACUAAGACCUACCAAUGA
Ornithodoros turicata is the source of this 1224-nucleotide messenger RNA. It is a transcript of the gene eIF2alpha, whose product is annotated as eukaryotic translation initiation factor 2 subunit 1-like. Gene Ontology annotation, biological process: translational initiation. The record is from RefSeq and is a predicted model, not a curated record. Gene Ontology annotation, cellular component: eukaryotic translation initiation factor 2 complex; eukaryotic 48S preinitiation complex. The coding region runs from base 166 to 1155 and encodes 329 amino acids. The transcript is spliced from 8 exons. Gene Ontology annotation, molecular function: RNA binding; ribosome binding; translation initiation factor activity. Lineage: Eukaryota; Metazoa; Arthropoda; Arachnida; Ixodida; Argasidae.